Messenger RNA from Racocetra persica, 1878 nucleotides. Lineage: Eukaryota; Fungi; Glomeromycota; Glomeromycetes; Diversisporales; Gigasporaceae. The record is from the annotation of a GenBank genome assembly.
CAAAAUUCAUCAAAACAAAAAACAAAUGGAUCUAUUUAUGUUCCAAUCAAAGAGUCUAAACUAGAUUCAAGCAGUAGUGAUUCAAGUACAGUUGAAUCUGAAGACGAUAGUGACGAUGAUAGUGAUGAGGAAGAUGCCAAAAAUUUGGAACAAAAUUCAUCAAAACAAAAAAUAAAUGGACCAAUUUCUGCUCCAACCAAAAAGUCUAAGCGAGAUCAUAAAGAAAAUGGCAAAAAUGAAAAUGAUGGGCAAGAUUCAAGCAGUAGUGACUCGAGUGCAAGCGAAUCUGAAGACGAUAGUGACGACGAUAGUGAUAAUGAUAGGUCCAAUGAUUUGGAGCAAAAUUUAUCAAAACAAAAGAUAAAUGGCCCGAUUUCUGCUCCAUCCAAAAAGCCCAAACCAGAUCAUAAAGAAAACGGAAAAAAUGAGAAUGAUGGGCAAGAUUUAAGCAAUAGUGACUCGAGUGCAAGUGAAUCAGAAGACGAAGAUAGUGACGACGAUAAUGAUAAGAAUGAGACCAAUAAUUUGGAUCCAAAUUCAUCAAAACGAAAAAUAAAUGGACCGAUUUCUGCUCCAACCAAGAAGUCCAAACCAGAUCAUGAAAAUGGCAAAAAUGAAAAUGAUGGGCAAGAUUCAAACAGUAGUGACUCGAGUACAAGUGAAUCAGAAGACGAUAGCGAUGACGAUAGUGAUGAGGCAAAUAAUGUGAAGCAAAAUUUAUCAAAACGAAAGAUAAAUGGACCGAUUUCUGCUCCAACCAAAAAGUCCAAACCAGAUCAUGAAAAUGACGGGCAAGAUUCAAGCAGUAGUGACUCGAGUACAAGUGAAUCAGAAGACGAUAGUGACGACGAUAGUGAUGAGGAAGAUGCCAAUAAUUUGGAACAAAAUUCAUCAAAACGGAAGAUAAAUGGACCAAUUUCUGCUCCAACUAAAAAGUCCAAACCAGAUCAUGAAAAUGGCAAAAAUGAUAGACAAGACUUAAGCAGUAGUGAUUCAAGUACAAGUGAAUCUGAAGAAAAUGAUAGUAACGAGGAAGAGGCCAGUCACUUGGAGCAAAAUUCAUCCAAAAGAAAAGUAGACGAAUCUGUCGCUACACCAGUCAAAAAGCCGGUUAAAAAACCCAAGGUUGAUGACAACAUGUCUUCAAGUAGCACAGUAUUCAUUGGUCAACUCUCGUACAAUGUUGACGCUGAUUGGCUAAAGGAUGAGAUGAAAGAUGCUGGAGAAAUAGUCGAUGUGCGCAUAAUUUAUGACAAAACAACUGGAACGUCGAAAGGGUAUGGAUAUAUAGAAUUUACUAAUCCUGAAGCAGCACAGAAUGCGUUAAAGCUCGCGGGAAAAGAAAUUGAUGGCAGGUCUAUUCGUGUUGACCUUGCUGCCCCCAAAAAUGCCGCCCCCAAAAAUGCAAGACAUGAUACAAAUGUUACUGGCCCAAAAAGCGAAGUCAGUGAUACCCUCUGGGUCGGUAAUUUGUCUUUUAAUGCUACGGAAAAAAAAGUUCGUGAUGUUUUCAGUCGUUAUGGGCAAAUUAUAGCAGUCAGGCUCCCUACCUUUAUUGAUACGGGGAACCCUAAAGGCUUUGGUUAUGUUCAAUUUGCAGACAUUAGUAGUUCUCAGAAAGCUAUGGAAUUGGACGGUACGGAAAUUGAAGGUCGUCGUAUUCGGCUCGAUUUUUCUUCAGGCAGACAAACCAAUGACAAAAAUUCUCGCUUUGACGGUCGUAGUGGUGGGCGCGGAUUCGGAUUCAGAGGUGGUCGUGGCGGACGUGGCGGGCGUGGUGGGCGUGGUGGGCGUGGCGGGCGUGGCGGAAAUAGCUACGCAGCCGCAAACCGAGGAGCAAUUGUCCCUGCACAAGGAAAAAAGAUAACCUUUGAAUAA